Messenger RNA from Triplophysa dalaica, 297 nucleotides. The record is from the annotation of a RefSeq genome assembly. Lineage: Eukaryota; Metazoa; Chordata; Actinopteri; Cypriniformes; Nemacheilidae.
AUGACACCCGUACACUUCAGCUUUACCUCAGCUUUCAUACUAGGCCUAAUAGGCCUAGCAUUCCAUCGCACUCAUCUACUCUCUGCACUGCUUUGUUUAGAAGGAAUAAUGUUAUCCCUAUUUAUUGCGCUAGCCCUAUGAGCGAUACAAUUUGAGUCAACCAUGUUUUCUGCAGCCCCCAUGUUACUGCUAGCCUUCUCUGCCUGCGAAGCCAGUGCAGGCCUAGCCCUCUUGGUUGCCACAGCCCGCACCCAUGGGACUGACCGACUACAAAAUCUUAAUUUAUUACAAUGCUAA